CUCAUCUUUUAUUUUGGUCGCACAAAUCUGAGAGAGAGAGAGAGAGAGAAAAUAUAUUUGCAGACAGAGAAAGAGAGAGCUGUUGAGUGUGAAAUAGAGAAGACAAUGGGAUGACUUUCACCAUCAUUUCGCAAACUCUUGCUUCUUCUUCUUCGUGUUUAACGUCUAUAAGACUACACAAAAGUUAGAGAUCCAGCAAUCUCCAGAGUUUUGUAGGUGAAGAAAGCUUAACAAAAGAGAGAUCAAAAGGACUCUUCAGUUAGCAGGAUAAUUAGCAGAUUCUGGCCUGGAACCCUUACCUCGCACUUGACCACCCUUGGGUGAAGUCUAGACCACUCUUUGUCCUUGUUGCAGCCGGUGUUAUGGCUACCGUGCUGCAUUCCGAGUCGAGGCGCUUGUACUCCUGGUGGUGGGAUAGUCACAUCCCCAAAAACUCUAAAUGGAUCCAACAGAAUCUUGCAGAUAUGGAUUCCAAAGUCAAGGCCAUGAUUAAACUCAUCGAAGAGGAUGCAGAUUCUUUUGCGAGAAGGGCAGAGAUGUACUACAAGAAACGCCCAGAGCUGAUGAAACUUGUUGAAGAAUUCUACAGAGCUUACCGUGCAUUAGCGGAGAGGUACGACCAUGCCACCGUGGAGCUUCGUCACGCUCACAAAACCAUGGCCGAAGCGUUCCCUAACCAAGUGCCCUUCGACAUGACUGAGGAUACUGCUUCUUCCUCUUUUUCUGAGCCACGCACGCCUGAUAAAAUGCCACCUGGACUCCAGCCCUUUUAUGACUCUGACGGUACCACAAGUAGAAGAGGGUUAAGUCAGCUGAGUGAGUGCGUCGGAAGUUCCGAAACAGAAGUUGAAAGUUUGAAGAGAGCUUUGGUUGAGCUUGGGGCUGAGAAGGAAGCCUUGAAUCUUCAGUAUCAGCUGAGCUUGAACAAAUUAUCAAAACUAGAAGAAGACCUUAAAGACGCUCAAAAGGAUGUUAAUGGGCUUGGUGAACGUGCUAGCAAAGCUGAGAUUGAGAGUAAGAUACUUGCACAAGGCCUUGCGAAGCUUGAAGCCGAGAGGGAUGCUGCGCUUCUUCGUUACAAUCAAGCUAUGGAGAAGAUAGCAGAUCUGGAUGAAUCAUUUGCUCUUGCCCAAGAAGAUAUAAAGGGGCUCACUAACCGAGCAAUUAAAGCAGAGACAGAAGCGGAGAGUCUCAAGGAAGAGCAAAGUAGAUUGCAUUCUGAGAUGGAAGCUGGCUUAGCGCAGUACAAUCAAUGCCUUGAGAUGAUAUCUACUCUAGAGAAGAAGGUGAAAGAGGCCGAGGAGAACGCUCAAUUGUUUAGCAAUCAGUCUGCAAAGGCAGAAGAUGAGAUUAAAACAUUGAGACAUGAGCUUCUGAAGGUGAAUGAAGUGAAGGACGGUUUGAUUAUUCGCUACAAGCAGUGUUUGGAAACGAUAUCCAAGCUAGAGAGAGAAGUUUCUCAUGCUCAAGAAAAUGCCAAAAGACUCAGUAGUGAAGUUCUUGCUGGAGCUGCAAAAUUGAAGACUGUAGAGGAGCAAUGUACUGUUUUGGAGAGCUCAAAUGAAACUUUGAAGCUAGAAGCAGAUGGUCUAACACACAGAUUAGCAGCUAAGGAUCAAGAACUUAUCCAGAAGCAAAACGAGCUUGAAAAGUUUCAAGGUUUGAUCCAAGAAGAGCACUCUCGGUUUUUGGAAAUUGAAGCCAGUCUUAGAAGUUUGAAAGCUUUGCAUUCUCAGUCCCAAGAGGAGCAAAAGGUUCUCGCAUCGGAACUUCAAAGCAGGGUUGAGAUGCUGAGGGAGUUAGAGACUCGUAAUCAUAGCUUGGAAGGCGAGAUCAGCUCAGUCAAAGAAGAAAAUCGAAACAUAAGUGACUCUUCUAUGAUCUCCCUUGAGAAUCAGAAAUGCGAGAUUUCUAGCUUGAAGGAAGUUAAAGGAAGACUCGAGCAAGAAGCAGCUAGACAGAUUAACCAAAGCAGUGCCCUCCAAGAAGAGAUCCGUCGUCUGAAGGAUGAAAUCAACUGCUUGAAUAGAAGGUAUCAAGCAAUAAUGGAGCAAGUGAAACUCGCUGGAUUGGAACCUGAAUCCCUUGCCUGCUCUGUGAGGAAGCUACAAGACGAAAACUCAAAACUGACUGAGUUGUUUAACCUCCAAAGAGAUGAUACAGAUGCUCUUACCGAGAAGCUGUGUGAAAUGGAUGACAUUCUAAGGAAGAAUGUUGGUCUAGAGAAACUGCUUCUGGAAUCAAACACUAAACUAGAUGGUUCUAGGGAGAAGGCAAAUGAUCUGCAAGAAAGGUGUGAGUCUUUACGAAGAGAGAAAACUGAGUUUAUUGGCGAGAGAGCUAACUUGCUUUCUCAAUUGCAAAUCAUGACUGAGAAUAUGCAGAAGCUCUUGGAAAAGAACUCGUUACUGGAGACAUCCCUCUCUGGUGCAAACAUUGAGCUUCAAGGUGUAAAGGAGAAAUCAAAAUGCUUUGAAGAAUUCUUCCAGCUUCUCAAAAACGAUAAGGCCGAGCUCACAAAGGAAAGAGAAUCUCUCAUCUCUCAGUUAAACAGUGUUAAGGAGAAGCUAGGAGUUUUGGAGAAGGAAUUCACUGAACUGCAAGGAAGAUAUGCUGAUCUACAGAGGGACAAACAGUUCGAAAAUAUUCAAGUGGAAGAGUUAAGAGUCUCACUAGCCACAGAGAAGCAAGAGCGUGCGAGUUACGAAAGAUCAACUGACACCAGAUUGGCAGAUCUGCAGAGUAACGUGAGCUUUCUUCGAGAAGAGUGUCGCUCCAGGCAAAAAGAGUUUGAAGAAGAGCUUGACAGAGCUGUAAAUGCACAAGUCGAGAUCUUCAUCUUGCAGAAGUUUAUAGAAGACUUGGAGCAGAAGAACUUUUCUCUCGUGAUUGAGUGCCAGAAGUAUGCGGAGGCGUCAACGUUCUCAGAGAAACUCAUUUCUGAGCUUGAAAGCGAGAAUCUUGAGCAACAGAUGGAAACAGAGUUCUUGCUGCAUGAGAUUGAUAACUGCAGGGGUGCAAUCUAUCAAGUGUUUAAGGCACUCCAACUUGAAGCAGAUUGUGCAAAAGAGCGAGUUCCAGUUUCACGCAUCUUGGGUGAAAUCAAUGAACUGAAACGUUCACUUUCCAUCUCUGAAUAUGAGAAGCAGCGGCUUGUGAUUGAGAACUCUGUUCUCUUAUCUCUACUUGGACAGUUCCAAUCAGAUGGCAUGAAGGUGGAAUCAGAGAAAGAGAAUGCAGAGAAAGAUCUGAAGACGAUGGUACAUCGCUAUGGGAUGCUGAAAAAGGACAGGCUCGAGCUGUUGGAACUGAACCGCCAGUUGAAAGCAGAACUGAUGAACAAAGAGCAGCGGGAGCUGGAGCUAAGAGCUGAACUGCAAACCGAGCAUAUAAAAUUUGAGAGUUUGCAUGAGUCAUACAUGGCUUUGCAUCAAGAUUACUCAAAUGUUCUCGGCAAAAACAAAACUUUGGAGCUGAAAUUCUCAGAGCUUAAAGGUGAAAUGCGUAUACUUGAGGAAGAGAACGAUGCCAUUCUUCAAGAAGCUGUUUCCUUGAACAACAAGUCUGUGGUUUACCAGUCAUUUGGGUCUGAAAAGGCUGAAGCGUUUGCUGUAAACCUGAGAAGUUUACAAGAUACUAAUAGGGGGCUGAAGCAGAAGGUUGAGACAUUGGAGGAGAAGUUAAAAGGGAAAGAGGUGGACAGUCAGGACCUUAAUAGCAAGCUGGAGAAGUUACAGGAAAGCCUCGAAGAAGCCAACGAGCUAACUGAUCUCUUAGAACAUCAGAUUACAGAUAAAGAGGAAAUCAUGAGACAGAAGGCGAUAGAGCUCCUGGAAGCCGAAGAGAUGCUCAAGGCUACACACAAUGCAAAUGCGGAACUGUGCGAGGCAGUUGAAGAGCUGAGGAAAGACUGUAAGGAAUCAAAACAACUAAGGAGAAAUUUGGAGAGGCGGAUCUCUGAACUGGUUGAAUGCAGUGGGAGACAGGAUGAAGAGAUUAAAAAGCUUAGCAAUGUGAAGGAGAAUCUGGAGGUUGAGGUAGAGUUGCUACACAAGGAGAUCCAAGAACAGCGAGUCCGAGAGGAGUUUCUGAGUUCGGAGCUGCAGGAGAAAAGCAAUGAGUUCGGACUCUGGGAUGCGGAGGCAACAUCUUUCUACUUUGAUCUACAGAUCUCAGCUGUCCGUGAAGUUUUGCUGGAGAACAAAGUUAAGGAACUCACUGGAGUUUGUGAAAACCUCAAAGAUGAAGCUGUUUCAAAGACCACAGAGAUAAAGCAGAUGAAAGAAACAGUUGGAUUCUUAGAAUAUGAAGUGACUGUGCUGAAGACUCAACUGUCUGCCUAUGAUCCCGUGGUAGCAUCCCUAGCAGAAGAUGUUAAAUCCCUGGAGAAAAAUGCUCUGUUGUUGAUGAAACUCCCUGCGCCAUCUGAUCGUUGCAGAGAGGAUGAUGAGGAUUCAGAAGCAGAAGUCUCUCAAGGGCGUAGCAGUACCAACCAAGACAAUGGAAUUGUGCUAUUGCAGGACAUGAGAACAAGAGUUAAAAUCAUCGAGCAAGCAGUUGUUGGGGAAAAGAAGAGGCUUGGAAAGCAGAGAAGACGAAGCUCUUCGCACAGAAGCAGAGACCGCAGGCUGCUUGAAGAGACUGAACAUGAGGACAAAGUCUCUGGUGAAUUCAGACAGCCUAGAUCACCUGCAAUAACUGAGAUGAGAAAUAGCUCAUUGAUGAAAGACAUUCCCCUUGAUCAUGUUGCAGACUCUCCUUUCUAUGGAAGAAGCCGGAGAACUAGCCGUGGCUCCAAUGACCAGAUGCUUGAGUUAUGGGAAGAAUCUGCUGAGCCAGAAUCUAGCAUCAAGUCUCUGAUGAACAAUAAGAACUCAAAGAAGCCUACCCUUCCCCGUCUUCACCGCAGAAGCAGGAAUCCGUCUAUUGAAUCACAGUCUGAGAAAGUUGUUGACAAGUUAGAGUUAUCUAAAAGCGCUGAGGAGAACGCAAAGAUCAUGGAGAGACUUUUGGCUGAUUCUCGAAGACUUGCAAGCCUUAGAGUCAUCCUAAGAGAUCUGAAAAGCAAGCUGGAUCUGAGCGAGAAACCAGGCAAGUUCACUAAUCCCGAAUUUGCUAGAGUGAGGAAGCAGCUGAAAGAAAUAGAAGACGUCAUCCUUCAGCUUGAAAACACAAACGAGAUUCUUGCCAAGGAAAUUGAGGAGACUGGAGACGCAAGAGAUAUCUACAGAAAGGUGGUUAUAGAGAAGUCGAGAGUUGGAUCAGAGAAGAUAGAGCAGAUGGAGCAAGAAAUGCAGAGCAUUGAGAGAACAGUGCUAAAGCUUGAAGAUGGAGCAGCCAAAAGUAAAGGAAAGACAAAGUUCUCUGAGAGUAGGACAGUGAUACUCUUGAGAGACAUUAUCCACAAGGGUGGGAAACGAACAGCAAGGAAGAAGAAAAACCGUUUCUGUGGCUGCAUGAGAUCUUCUUCAGCUAAGGAAGAGUAGGGUUGGAUAAUAAUGUAACAUCAUCUAGUUUACUAUCUAUUUUUCACUUUGAUCAUCGAACUGACUCUAGAAGAACUUUGUGGCAUGGUUUCUGAAAUAGUAGAGUAAAUUAGUAACUUUGUCGCUUCUGUUUAACUGUCUGUAUCAAACUUAGCACAUCUCAGACUAUUUUUGGAUGGUUUUCAUUAA
Messenger RNA from Brassica oleracea var. oleracea, 5675 nucleotides. Its product is annotated as protein NETWORKED 1A. The transcript is spliced from 5 exons. Gene Ontology annotation, cellular component: plasma membrane. Bases 363 to 5486 code for a protein of 1707 amino acids. The record is from RefSeq and is a predicted model, not a curated record. Lineage: Eukaryota; Viridiplantae; Streptophyta; Magnoliopsida; Brassicales; Brassicaceae. Gene Ontology annotation, molecular function: actin filament binding.